Molecule: messenger RNA, 1287 nt
Organism: Penicillium brasilianum
Lineage: Eukaryota; Fungi; Ascomycota; Eurotiomycetes; Eurotiales; Aspergillaceae
Source: the annotation of a GenBank genome assembly
AUGACGAUAUUCUACGAAGGAUCAUUGCAGGAGGGCAUUGCUGUCGCCAUGAGGGAGGCAAAGGCGGUUGUUUGUUUCGUUCGAGAUGAUGCCCCGUUGAGCUCGACUUGGGAGCAAGAGUACUUUUCAGACAAUGAGGUUGCGCAAGCUCUCAGCGACAAGUCAGUGUUGUUGCGCCUGACUGCUGGAACCCAGGAAGCCGGGUUUCUGAGCUCAUUCUGUCCCAUCGCCGAGUUCCCCGCUCUAAUUGCUAUCAAGAAUGGCAAGAUGGAGGAGUAUCUGCUACCCGGCGUCUCGAGGGACGAGUUCAAGAGCCGGAUUCUCGCAGUACUGGGAGAACAGAAAGCUCCUACUCCCGUUCCUUCUCAGCAACUACAAGCCGGCAUACCCGCUUUGAAUACCGUUCCUUCUUCUUCCUACCCGACUACUACGCCACUCGCCACCCCUAAUGCCCCGGCCUACAGGCGGCCAUCACAAAGUACAUCUGCUCCACAACGAACCCAAGAAAGCGCAAAGCCGACGAAACAAUCAGCCAAGCAGGAAACGGCAAAGCCCACCCCUACAAAGCCCAAGCCAGCGAGAAAGGAUAAGGAGACGAAACCGGCCCAGGUAUUAGAGAAGACUGCCACAACCUCUCAGAAAUCAACCAAGCCAGCAAUCAGCAAGCCCCCGCCGCCUACAGUUGAACAUGAGGAGCCGAAACCUCAACCGCCAGCUCCAAGGGGACCUCCCAGCCAGUAUCGACUCCAAGUACGAUUAUUCGACGGUCGUUCCAUCAGAUCAAGUUUCACCCCGACCCAAACAAUACGCAACGACGUUCGUCAAUGGCUAGACGAGCAAAUGACAGACGACAAACGACCCUACAAUCUUAAACAUAUCCUCACCCCCCUACCCAGCCGCACGCUCUCUGUUGCCGAAGAAUCCCAGGCUCUCCAAAACAUCGGCCUCGAUUCUACUGCAACCCUGGUCAUGGUCCCUGUUGCUUCGUACACGGAGGCUUAUACCUCCGCGGCAGCUAGCUUACCCGCGCGUGGUAUUUCUGCCGUCUACAAUGUAGUUUCGUCGGUUGCAAGCUCGGCUACCAGCCUGGUUGGCUCGUUCAUUGGGUAUGGAUCUAGCGCACCGGAAAAUAAUAGGCAGCCUUCGACGCCUAGUCCUCCGCCAAGUGAGAAUACUCGACGGCCACGAACGGGUGGAUUGAACAUUCGAACGCUACGUGAUCAGCAGAAUGAACGUGAUGAUAGCCAAUUUUACAACGGGAAUCAGUUGAACUUUCAGCCGGAUUGA